Molecule: messenger RNA, 690 nt
Organism: Merops nubicus (carmine bee-eater)
Lineage: Eukaryota; Metazoa; Chordata; Aves; Coraciiformes; Meropidae
Product: collagen alpha-1(VIII) chain-like
Exons: 11
Source: RefSeq, a predicted model, not a curated record
GGACCCUGUGGAGAUCCCGGGGAGCCGGGCGAGAAGGGCCGGCGGGGGUACACGGGUGAUCCUGGGCUGCAGGGCCUGCCAGGACGGGCAGGUUACCCUGGCUCGGAUGGCUUCCCUGGCCUGGAUGGCAAACCUGGGCCCUGGGGGCUGCCAGGAGAGCAGGGCCCGCAAGGCUUCCAGGGUGACCGGGGGCUGCCUGGUGAGAAGGGAGAAGAGGGUUUCUUGGGUGACCCUGGACCUGCUGGGGAGAAAGGAGAGAAGGGAGUGAAGGGGAUGUCUGGCCUGAAGGGUGUGAUGGGCUUCCAAGGCCCCGUGGGGCUGGAGGGGUUCAUUGGCCUGCCAGGUCCCAAAGGCACCCAAGGAGAGCGGGGUCCCCGUGGAGCACGAGGAGCAGAGGGGCUGCCCGGGGCCCGGGGCCAGGCUGGCUCACUGGGCUUCCCUGGCCCCCGAGGAGCUGUGGGGCCCCCAGGACCAGACGGGGAAGAAGGGCAGAUUGGCCCAUCAGGGCUGAACAGCAGCGAGGGACCCAAGGGUGCUCCUGGUACGCGGGGGUUGGACGGUGUCCCCGGGAAGCCUGGUUUGGUAGGAGAAACAGGGGCUCCUGGAGCUCCUGGAGCUGCUGGCCCACCUGGGUACCCGGGUGACGUGGGAGAUCCUGGGGGAAGCGGAGUCUCCGGGCUGGAUGGGUGA